CUCAUAUACCUUCUGCUAUUCUAGCCUAAUUUUGUCUUUUCUUCAAGUUUAGCUAUAUGUCAUUGGGCACAAACGAAGAGAAAGAGCAUAACAGGUUGUUAGAUUGUUAUUUAUGCCUAUUCUUUUGAUCUCAAACCACUACCGGAAAUUGUUCAGACGCAAUCAUUGGUAACAGCAGAUCUGUAUUUAACUUAUAAAAUGGUAGCUUUCUUUUGUCUUUUUUCCGCAUGAUUGCCUUUUUAACUCUUUACCUCCGGACGUGUAAUAUAUCUUGAAUCCUUUUUGACUAAACAUUUUUUAAACCAGAUAUACUUCCUCUGACCUGGCAUUUAUUUUUAUUUUUUGAGAAUUGGCCAACUUCAUUAAACUUAAUCACCAACCAGAUUACAAUCAAGUUCCAGGACGCUAGGGGGGAUCAUCAGGAACAGUACCAAAUGUAAUGAAACCACCCGUUCGCCUAGCAUAGGCUGCUAGUUCAUGAGCUAACUUGUUCAAGUCUCUUUUGAAUUUCAGCAUCUCGUUCUUAGCAUCAGCAAUGAAAGGGAAGAUACCUGAUGUGGUUAUUUCUGGUGAUUGCAAAGCGUUGAAAACUGUGGAAAUAGAAACUGUAUCUUGCAGACAAACAUUUAAGCCCAAAUAGCUAGCACUCCCAUUGCAGUCCUGAAACCGACGCCCAGCAGCCACAGCGACAGUGCCCAAGUGAUUUCUUGCAACCUCCUCAAUACCCUCCUUGAAUCAGGGAUAUUAUGUGUAGUAGGAUUAAACUUUUUUGAAAUGGACAUGCUUACCUAGAAUUGCAAGAAAGAUACCCUCCUUUCCAAAAUACUAGUUUCAAAAAACGUUCUACAUUAUGGGAUGGAGGGAGUACUUGUUGUGGUUUUAUUUCUAUAAAAAACUAGAACCACGACAAGUAUUUUGGAAUGGAAGGAGUAGUUAUGUAUUUGGAUUAGAUGUGACUUGUAGUUCUAGGUAGAGAAUUCAGUCAUAAAGCUAGAUAUUUUGUCUGUAACUUAAAUAGAGGAGAAGGCAGGAAGGCACCAGAAGGGGACGCAGUCACCGCCCUAGGUGCCGACCCAUCAGAGAUGCAGUUGAUGAUGGCGCAGCGUAGAAGACGACAGAAGCACAAGAGUUCAAAUUCAGUCGUCAUCGUCCGCUUCACUCCCGCUAAGACUGAGGGGGAAUGUUAGAAGUAUAAUUAUGUUUAUUAAGUUAGAGAUUAGGAGUUAGAGGUAUGAUUGGUUUAAACCAUGUACGACUUGUCCCCUACUUCAAGUCUCUCUCUCAUAUUGUGCUCUAUAUAGAUAUCUCACACCUGGGUCAGAUCAGCACAACACAAAAACAAUAUUCUAGGCGUCCAAUAUAAUAUAUUUUCUACAUAACUCUAGUAUAGUUUUGUUAGAAACCUCGAGUGAUCUAAAAGUAGUAGCAUGCCUUAUGCUUUCUAGUUUCCAGCAAUAUAUCGUCGGAUUAGUAGCAAAAUCCUAACUGCGGGUGCCAGAGUGCAUGUACAAAUGUAGAACAGCUCAACCACCUCUUUCAUCAUUCCUUUGGGGCUCAAAACAACGUGGGAUCCAAGCCAGCAUGCAUGGUGGUGUGAUUUCCUCUAUAUAUACCCCCAUCUUUCAUUCCUUUGGGGCUCAUUCUCAUUGCAAUCACUUAGACACCACACACACACACUCUCCAUGCAUGCAUGAUCCUGCAAGCAAGCAAUUGCAAGCAGCAGAGGAUCUAUCAAGAAUUAAUGCCUAUGCAGCUGUGUCAUCCUUGCCUUGCUGUGUAUGGCAUUCUUUUGCUUCUUUGUUGGCCAUUCGCUUGUGCCCAUGCUUAUGCAUCUCAGAGCCGGCUUGUCCCUGGCAAGCCGCUCUCCCCUGGGAGUGUCGUCGUCUCCCAAGAUGGGGUGUUUGCCCUGGGAUUCUUCUCCACCGAUGGGGAUGGGGAGAAGCGGCAGCGCCACUAUGUGGGCAUAUGGUACAACAGCAUCCCGGAGCGCACCGUGGUAUGGGUUUCUAACCGUGCGGCGCCCAUCACCACUAACCUUUCCUCUGCAAAUCUUGCGGUGACCAGCAGCUCCGGCAUAGUGCUGUCUGAUAGCGAUGGCCGUGCCGUGUGGACAACCAACAAGAGCAUCAGCAUCAGCGCGAGCGCGAGCGCGAGCGCGAGCACGGUGGAAGCAGUGUUGGACAACACCGGCAACUUCAUCCUUCGGUCGUUGGCCGACAGUGCCAUACUAUGGCAAAGCUUCGACCACCCUACCGACACCCUCCUCCCCGGCAUGAACCUGAGGCUGAGCCACAAGACGCUCCCACUGCAGCACCUCGUGUCGUGGAAAGGGCAGCAGGACCCAUCCCCCGGCGAGUUCUCGUACGGCGCGGACCCUAGCAACCUCCUCCGGUGCUUCGCCUGGAACGGGUCGAGGCCACACCGGCGAAGCCCGGUGUGGACAAGCCACCUCUACAUGGGCGGAUUCAACGAGUCGGCCAUUUACAUGGCCUUGCAUCACGCCGGCGACGAGGUGUACAUGUCCUUCGGCAUGCCGGCUGGCUCCUUCGUCCAGCUGGUGAGGUUGGAGAUCGACUACUCAGGCAAGGUAAAUAUACUAAGCUGGCAGAGCAACAUGUCCGCAUGGAGGGCCCUGUACGCAGAGCCUCAACAUGAGUGCAAUACGUACGGCUACUGCGGUCCUUAUGGUUACUGCGACAACACACAAAUCGUCCCGGUUUGCAAGUGCCUUGACGGUUUUGAACCGAGGGAUGCUAAAGGAUGGAUCUCCGGUAGCUUCUCACAGGGAUGCCGCCCCAAGGAGGUGCCAAGGUGCACCCAUGGAGACAGUUUCUUGGCCUUUCCGGGCAUGAAGGUCCCGGACAAGUUCCUUCGUGUCCCGAGCAGAAGCUUUGAUGAGUGCACCGAGGAAUGCAGAAGCAAUUGCUCCUGCGUGGCAUAUGCUUACUCCAAGAUGAGCAACAUAGAUAUUGACGGGGAUGACACAAGAUGCCUGUUAUGGAUAGGCGAUUUUAUCGACAUGGAGAACAACCAUCAAGGAGGGGAGAACCUCUAUGUUCGGACUAAAAGAUUGCAAGGCAAUCAAGGAAGCAAGCUUGUCUGGGAAAGGUUGAUGCGUCGAGAUACAGGAAAUUACAAUCAGUUCGCUGAUGGUAACACGGAGUUUCCCAUUUUGAACUUUAGGGAAAUUGCUACCGCGACAAAUAAUUUCUCUGAAUCCAACAUUCUUGGCAAAGGAGGGUUUGGCAAUGUUUAUAAGGGAACGUUGGAAGAUGGUAAGGAAAUUGCUGUGAAAAGGCUUCGUGUAGGUUCUGUCCAAGGGGCAGUGGAGUUCAAAAAUGAAAUAGCUCUGAUUUCCAGGUUGCAGCAUAGAAACUUGGUCAAACUUAUAGGCUGCAGUAUUCAUGAAGACGAAAAGUUUUUGAUUUAUGCAUACCUACCUAACCGAAGUCUGGAUUACUUCAUUUUCAAUGAUAGAAGAAAAUCACUGCUCAAUUGGCCCACAAGAUUUAAGAUAAUCGCUGGUGUAGCCAGGGGACUUCUUUAUCUCCACCAAGAUUCCAGAUUGACGAUGAUCCAUAGAGAUCUCAAAGCAAGCAACAUAUUGUUGGAUGCUGAGAUGAUCCCCAAAAUAUCAGAUUUUGGUACGGCUAGGAUCUUUAGUGUCAAUCAACACGAAGGACAUACAAAUCGAGUUGUUGGAACAUUCGGAUACAUGUCGCCUGAAUACGCAAUGGAAGGCAUCAUCUCCGUCAAAUCCGAUGUUUACAGCUUUGGCAUAUUAGUUCUAGAGAUUGUGAGUGGCAUGAAGACCGGCGCCACAACCCCGACAAGCUCACGCGCGCGCACUCAUAAUCUUAUAGAUUAUGCGUGGAGCUUAAUGAAGGAUGGGAAAGUGAUGGAUCUAAUCGAGUCAUCCAUCGUUGAGGGUUGCUCUCUCGUUGAAGCUCUACGAUGCAUCCAUAUCGGACUCUUGUCGGUGCAGGACGACCCAGAGGCUCGCCCCCUCAUGUCUUGGGUGGUAGCAAGCCUGGAUAAUGAAGACAUUGAGCUCCCGCAGCCAAAAGAGCCUAUGUGCUUUGCACACCGUAACUACGGAGCCGGGGAAAGCCAUGUGCAUGAUAUGAGCCUCGUAAACCUCAAGGGGCGCUAGAAAAUCCUGCCUUGUCCUUGACUUGUGACCUCAUAUCUUCAUACACGUACCUGCUCAGUGCUAUUCUACUUUACACUGGAUGAGCUCUGUUAAAGCUGGGAUUGUAAUUUUAUAUGCUUGUAAUAUGUGCUCAUAUGUAACCGCCGAGUGUCCGUGGCACCCGGCGUAUAGGUCGACUCCAGUAGUGAACUGUAAUGUGUAAUAUUAUUCUGACUUCUUUUA
Molecule: messenger RNA, 4375 nt
Organism: Triticum aestivum (bread wheat)
Lineage: Eukaryota; Viridiplantae; Streptophyta; Magnoliopsida; Poales; Poaceae
Product: G-type lectin S-receptor-like serine/threonine-protein kinase B120
Exons: 6
Coding region: 1691-4153 (820 amino acids)
Biological process (GO): protein phosphorylation; recognition of pollen
Cellular component (GO): plasma membrane
Molecular function (GO): ATP binding; protein serine/threonine kinase activity
Source: RefSeq, a predicted model, not a curated record